AUGCUGGAAAAGAAGAUUGCGCGAUGUAACUUUUCAUGGAAUGGUCCUUCCUCUCUAACUUAUCCUUUCCUUCCGUUGCAUAUUGGCGAAAAAGUCAAUGUUGCAUACAGUUGCGAUGACUGGUCAUAUGGUAGCAGUCUGGACAACGGGAACAAAUUUGGAAUAUUUCCGAAUAGCGCAGUAGUAUCAUUCAAUGAAUCGGCACCGACCAUAUCGAAUGAAGCAAUUGAGAUCGUUGGAGAGCUCACCGAUAUUCUGAAGGAAUGGUGGCAUACAGUUAAGAAUACUUACUAUCAUCAGGCAAGGAUGGAAUGUCAGGAUGAGGUGCUAGUGUACAUGGAAGAUUUAAUGGUAAUGCGCAAAAAAAUACUUUCGGGUAAUGUUCCCAUUGAAGAACUGCGGGAAAUGAGAUCAGAAUUAACGAGAAAAAUCGAUCUAGGCAAUCAGUGGUUAGGUCUUGAUUUGCUUAUCAGAGAUGAUGUGGGUAGGAAAAUGGAUAGCGACACGACAUCAGUGGUACAAGUAUACCGUGCUCAUGUAGAUGCUGCCGGUAGGAUUCUGAACGAUUCUAAACCUAAUGAUACACUUGGAGUAACUGCUUUUUCUCUGCUGGUUCAUGCUCUUUCCGCAACGGUUGACUCGAAAGCGGAGUGCGAAUUCACAUUAUCCUUAUAUGAUACCUCCGAAAAGAAGUUUAUAUCCGAAAACUUCGUAUUUUACUGGAGCUUCUCAACGGGUAAUUUGACGAAUCGCAAUAGUAAAGUCCUAUUCAAUGAUCUCGGUUCAAAAGAAUAUCCUUCUUCUUCGUCGUCAGUGGAAACCCAUCGCCUUCUACUAUGUAUUAGGGUUGCACGAAUUGCUCCAAUAGAACAGACUUCCUCAACAAUGAAGAAGCAUGUUGACCCCGGUCCACCUCAUCUUUGGCCUCGGCAACCGUAUGCUGCUGCAGUGUUAGAUCUGUCAAAUGUUAUAGUCGAUUCGCAUGGUGUUACUGAACAUAUCAUUUCUUUAAAUCGUGAUGAUAGCUUGGAACAGUUAAUGGCUCGAACAAGUACUGCGAGAACAUGCAAUUCCUUGAAAGCAGUGAACGGAGAACUAUCUGCGUUUGGGCGGGCACAGCUAAUGAUUUCAACGGAAGUCCUUCUUGGUUCAUUGAGCCAAAUAAAAAAGACGCAUCCUCAGAUUUUUUCAAGUAAUCCACCAUUCGAGUUGAGAAGAUUGUCCUUUGCAGAUGUUAUUUCGGCAGAUGACAUUCGAAAUGACUUGUAUGUUACAUUGCUACAAGGUGAUUUACAUGGUAGUAAAGGAUCGGACAAAAAUAUUGAAGUACGAAUAACAGUCGUUGAUACAAAUGGAAUAGUUGAAAAUAGUAUCGUUGUGAUCACUGCAGACGGAAUACGUUGCAGCACAACAUACCAAAGUCUGGUUUUUUAUCAUGAUGAUAAACCGAAGUGGAACGAAGCUAUCAAAGUACAGAUCCCGGAGGAUGUCGAUCAGAAUAUUCAUCUGCGAAUAACUUUUCAUCACAAAAAGACUUUUGAUAAAAUAAAGCAAGAAAAAGGACCUUUUGCACUGGCAUUCGCGCGGAUUAUGGAAGGUGCAACUUUGAUCAGAGAUGGUUUGCAUGAAUUACUAGUUUACAAGAUUGAAACGGGACGUUAUGACGACAGUGAUACCAGUUAUACUCGGUUGCCUGCCACACGAGAAGAGCUUAAGACUUCUCAGUCUCAGUUAAGGCCUCAAACAACAUCCUUUAUUUAUGGCGAAAAAAAUUUUCUGACCAUUGAAACAGUAACUUGCUCGACAACGCUAACUCAUAACAAGAGUCUGUUGGAUAUACUUAGAUGGAAGCAAAACAGAAGCAACUUAAAGGAAAGAUUGGAAGAAAUUUCAAGGCCAAAAUUUCUGGCAAUUGGUGAAGAGUUGGUAAAAUUCAUCCCGAAUUUCUGCGAUGCUCUUUUCGAAAUUUUAGAUAAUUAUCCAGACUACGACAGCUUGGUUUUUGAUGAUUUAGUCACUUUAGUACAGCUGGUUAAUGAGGAGCGCUACAAGAAUUUCCGACCAGUACUUGAUAAAUAUGUGGAGAAUUUUCAUUCCACUGUAGCAUUUUUAAAGUUGUUACCAGUUCUUCGUGAAAGAAUUGAAAAUGCUGAGGAUACACACGAAAGAUCACUAAAUACGAUGAAAAGUCUUGGCACCCUCAUUAAAUUGAUUGUUAGGUCAAAAUUAUGCAGUGACAGACUUGGUAUGGCGUCAAGUAAUUUUCAACUUUUGAUCAAUGAGCUGCUGGAAGCGUUUGUUGUUUUCAUGCAAAAUAAGCGAGUACGUAUGACUUGUCAAAAUAUGGCACUGAAACAUAUACCAGCAAUCAUUCCACAUCUUACCUACUACAAUGUUUAUAAUAGCGAUGAUCUCACAAAUUUCUUGGUACGAUUAAUGGAUCAUCUUGGUGAAAAUAUAAGUUCAAGGUGUCGUUUGAAUUUUCUUAAGGAUGUAGUGCAAACGGAGCACUUCAUCCUGGAAGAAAACCGAAAGAAGCUGUUGCCGAAGAUUAUUGAAAAAGUUGUGGAAGAGCUCGAGACUUCUGACUUCGUCCACUUGCAAGAUGUAGCGUGUGAUCUGUCCAAGAUGGAAGAAUGCAUUUCUACCAGCGCCGAUAUAAUGUUUUAUAUCAUUGAACGCCUCUUUUGCUCCACGGAUCCUGUUUAUGAGCAAGGAAGCGAGGAAGAACUUUACCUCGUUGUAUGGAAAUCAUUUCGUACCAUAGUUCAGACGACGAUUGUUUUGAUAAAUGCAAAAUAUUCUGCUUCUGUGUUCUGCGCGCUUACGAUUGCAGUUCUUAGCAAACUGUCGGCACAAAUGUACAAAAUAUACUUAGAAAGUCAUGCUACCCGUAUUGAUAAGCAUGAUUUAUUGAUGGAAAUUGUUCAUUUGUUUCGUGAUCUUAUCAACAAAUCACCAUUCCCGUGUUCUUGGUUCCAGAUGAUACUGUUGCAGGAUAGAAUGAUUUUGAAAACGAUGAAAUUUAUCAUGUCGACAAUCGUUGAGCACUUUCAUGACGAUCAAUUCGAUGCUGAACUUUGGCGAGAGUACAUGUUGACGAUGGUCGCUUUUUGCACACAAAAAGCUCUUCAACUAGGCUCAUCAACAAUUAGUGAAAGGCGGUCGCGACUUCUGUCAUGCCAGCCUGAUUUGAGAAGGAUAGCAGUUGCAGAUUUGCGCUCUAUGUGGUUUCGACUGUCGAUGGGCCAAAAGAUCUUGUUUGUACCGUCUAUGAUUGGUUCUUAUCUUCGAGUGGCUCUGGUUGAUGACGAUGUUGUACGUGAAACUGUUAUACCCAUAUUUUUCGAUAUGCUUCAGUGUGAAUUCCAUUUGUCGCCAUUACGCAAUUUCUCCAAAUUUGCAAACGAGACUAUAAUGCAACUGGACUGUCUGGUUGACGAGGACUGUGGUGGCGAAAAAUUUAAGGAGCAGUUGCACAACAUCAUGAUGGAUAUGAGUCGUUCGGAUGCGGAUCUUGUUGGAGAAGGUUGCAAAUUUGUGGCUUUAGUUGAUACUCUCCUACAGCAUCUUUUUGAAUAUCGUGAAGUACGAACAAAUGGUUACUGUAUAGAAAACGGAAUGGACCGAACUGUUGAAUUGUUGAAAUUUUAUAAACUUAUUGGUCAAGAUGAUCUUUAUAUCAACUAUGUUUAUAAGCUGUAUGAUCUUCACAUGCUCAGUAACAAUAAAAUCGAGGCAGCUUUCACACUUCUGAAGCAUGCUGAAACAUUGUCGUGGGCAGAGUGCGAAUUACCGACUGCUGUUCUGGAUGCACAUUUAAAUCGACAAUGCGGUACACAGCGUCAACUCAAAGAGGCACUUUAUAAUGAAGCAGCCAAUCUUUUCGAUGAAAAAGAAUUGUGGGAAGAAUCUAUUGGUAUUUUGAAAGAACUGACAUUUCAGUAUGAAAAAAAUUAUGAAUACGAUAAAUUACCUAACCUUCUGCAGCGUCUUGCUGAACUAUAUCACAAAGUAAGUACACAAGGACGAGUUGCAUGUACAUAUUUCUUCGUUGGAUUUUAUGGCCUCAAAUUUCCUGGCUAUUUAAACAAUCGGCAAUUCAUCUAUCGCGGAAAUGAAUGCGAAGCCAUUGUCAGUUUUCGCCAUCGAAUGCUGUCUACUUUUCCCGGUGCUCAGUUAAUUAAUACAAUGGAUGAAUGUUCGCAUCUUUCGAAACACGAUAACAAGUUUUUGCAAAUCUUCCCGGUGAAACCUCUUUUUGAAAGCUGUUGGGAAAAGAAAUGUAGCAAUCGUCUCAUUCGAUGGUAUUUCAAAAACAACAGGGUGCAAAAUUUUGAAUUCUGUAAAGGCGAAAUUCGAAAAGGAACAAAGUGGACAGAACUGGAAGAUAAUGAAAUCAUGCGAUCGUGGGUAAUCCGACGAUCAGUUUCUAUCGAAGAACAACUACCCAACAUAUUACGUUGGUCCCAGAUCACUGCUUUUUCUGAUCCAAUUGAAUGUUCUCCAUUGAUGGAAGCUGUGGCAACAAUGCAAAAAAACAAUGAAGAAAUGGAAGAAAUGGCACAUGUGGUCCUUUCUACACCGUUAGAAUCGGUUGUUCCAUUAGGAGGCAAAAUUCGAGGCAUCGUGCAGGCGUUUGUACAGGGAGGAAUUAAAAACUACAAAAUAUUUUUCGCUGACCGAUGUGCUUCAGUUUUGACAUUAGAAGAACAUGAGCUUGUACGUCAGUUGAGAACAUUGAUCAGAAACCAGGUACCAAUUUUGGAGUUUUGCUUAUAUGCACAUGCAUCGCGAGACCAUCAAGUGAAUGUUCAGUUUCAUGAGUCCCUUGUAGCUUCUUUUUACGAAUAUAAAGCAAAUAUUGAAAAACAAUUUGGAAAAGUGGCCUCACAGCUACCACCAGGUUGCUCCAUUCACCUUUCUCAGAUGAAAGGUGACGAGCGAAGAGCAAGCAACUUUGAAACCUCGAGCACUCCAUCUGUCAUGAGCGUGUUUAAAAGAAGUGGUGGAGCCACGAAAAGUGGGAGAACAACUCCGAGGAAAUCAAGUGGUCUGAAGUCCGAUCUGAAAAGUGCGUUCGAGAAUGGAAUUACGAAACGAAUUUCAUCAUCAUCCGAUCGAAGCUUUGACUACAAUUCCAAUGAAAAUAGUUCCACGUCUCGAUCAACACUUGAUUUUUCACGAUCUGAGCGUCCGCUGAAAUCAAUCUCUUCGUCAUCCUUGCAAAUGACAGAAGAUGAUGCAACUAUUAAAUCAGUAAAGCCAGUCGAGAGAUCAGCUGAUAUUCAAAUCCUACCACCUCCGUUACCUCCUCGACAUACAAAAAUGUCACUUCUGGUUCCUCAACAUCUCAAUACCCUUUCGUUUCCGCUGGAAGCUUCUCAUCAUGAUAUAUAAGUUUCAACAUUUACGACAGUUUGGAUUCAGGAAGAAGGGAUGACUUUUUUUUCUCAUGAUUUUUGUUGUUCAUACUGGGACGAAUUCCAGAUUUUGACAUUUCAUUUAUGGUCAAAAUAUCGACUUCGGUGUGACUCCCUUGUUAGAAUAUGAAAGGCAGAAAAACCUCCAAUCGAUUUCGAACUAAAACUUCG
Messenger RNA from Loa loa (African eye worm), 5594 nucleotides. RefSeq lists its product as hypothetical. The transcript is spliced from 39 exons. Gene Ontology annotation, biological process: small GTPase-mediated signal transduction; cell migration. The record is from RefSeq and is a predicted model, not a curated record. Bases 1 to 5400 code for a protein of 1799 amino acids. Gene Ontology annotation, molecular function: guanyl-nucleotide exchange factor activity; small GTPase binding. Gene Ontology annotation, cellular component: cytoplasm; plasma membrane. NCBI's taxonomy places the organism in Eukaryota, Metazoa, Nematoda, Chromadorea, Rhabditida, Onchocercidae.